Molecule: messenger RNA, 1455 nt
Organism: Bipolaris victoriae FI3
Lineage: Eukaryota; Fungi; Ascomycota; Dothideomycetes; Pleosporales; Pleosporaceae
Exons: 2
Coding region: 1-1455 (484 amino acids)
Biological process (GO): exocytosis; piecemeal microautophagy of the nucleus; maintenance of cell polarity
Cellular component (GO): cytosol; membrane; intracellular membrane-bounded organelle
Molecular function (GO): oxysterol binding
Source: RefSeq, a predicted model, not a curated record
AUGUCAAACGAUAUUACCCACAAUAGGUCCGUCCUAAAAGAAUUUCUGGCAUCCAUUGCGACCAUUUCGGGAGACUUGUCAAAUAUUACUGCACCGCCAUUCGUACUCGCAGAUAAUUCGACUGUGGAGAUACCACAAUAUUGGGCAGAUCACCCAUAUCUUUGGGCCGCACCAGCAACUGAGGAAAACCCAGAAAAGCGGGCAUUGCUCGUAUUGAAGAACUUUCUUUGUUCACUACGCGGCCAACAGUAUGGAGGACGAAAAGAAGAGGAUGGCGUCAAGAAGCCCUUGAAUGCCUUUAUUGGAGAGAUUUUCCUAGGGGGCUGGAACAUGGAAGACCUGGGCGAAACCAGGUUAGUAUCUGAGCAGGUUGGACAUCACCCGCCAAUCACUGCAUGCUACCUGUGGAACAACCAUGUCGGUAUUCGCGCCGAAGGUUUCACUGAGCAGGAAAUCACUUUCAACGGAAACGUGGCUAUCAAGCAAAAGGGCUAUGCGAUAGUCCAUAUCGAUAAAUACGACGAAGACUAUCUACUUCCCUUGCCUAGUAUCAAAGUCAAAGGUCUUCUUAGUGGCGUUCCGCACCCCGAACUCUACGGUGACUACUCGCUCAUCUGCUCCAAUGGAUACAUAUCGCACAUACACUUUGAAGGCAAAUCACUGCUCGGGUUCGGACAAAAGAACAGUUUUCGUGCGCGCUUCUUCCACAAGGACAACCCUUCUGAUAUCAUCUACAUCCUUGAAGGCACGUGGAACAGCACUUUUACCAUCAAAGAUGCACGUAGCGGCACGGAAAUCGAGACCUGUGACGUACGCAGCAUCGAACAACAGCCCAUGACUGUUCCUGACCUGUCCGAGCAAGAUCCAUGGGAGUCGAGAAAGGCAUGGCAGCACGUCAUUUCCGCGUUGCGCAGAGGGGAUAUGAGGGGCGUUGUUAAGGCCAAGAGCGAAGUUGAAAAUGGACAAAGACAAAUGCGUAAGGACGAGCAAGCAAAAGGCGAGACAUUUACCCCCGUCUUCUUCAAACGGGUAGACAAGGACCCCAUAUUCGAGGAAUUGGUCCAGUACGACCCACAGGGUUAUACGAUUGACCCCAAAGCCGGCAUAUGGAAAGUGGACAAGGAGGCUGCGGAGAGCAAGUCGAGACCCUUCCGCGGCGAUCUGACGCCCUCGAACCAACGAACUAGCAAUCCGCAGCCGCAUUCUCAACAACAUAGCAGAAAUAAUAGCACCGCGGCAAGCGGACAGGAUCCGGAGUGUAGUGGAGCAGAAAUGGAGACUGCAGCUGACAGUAUUAAUGGAGCAACGGAACCUAGGGGGUGUCCGGCGCCGUCGUCGCCUUCGGACUCAUCGGCUCGAAAUGUAGCGACGGAAACUACUACCCAUAGUCCCGUCGAACCGUCUGAUCAGCAAGUCGAGGACUUCCUACGCGCGAAAACGGGUAAUGUCCGUUGA